This is a messenger RNA of Sordaria macrospora k-hell, 2325 nucleotides long. The record is from RefSeq and is a predicted model, not a curated record. Lineage: Eukaryota; Fungi; Ascomycota; Sordariomycetes; Sordariales; Sordariaceae.
AUGCGAGGAAUCGAAGGUCGUUUUGGGACAGAGGUGCCGCUUGUCAAUGACAUUGACCCCGAUGACCUGGAGCAAACCUUGGAGGAAGAGUCUCUGCUAGCUUAUUCCGAUGAGUUCGAUGAGAACGAUGAGAACGCGCAGGACCCGGCAGACAACUCUCCCUACGCCCAGGUGCGGGCUUCAGUCGCGGCCACCGACAACACGACGCUUUCCAUCAACACUCCACGGAUCCCGACCAAUGAGCAACCCCAUGUCUUUGUUCCUUGGGAAAAGAGAAGCAAGCUGGACCGGCUGCGACUAUGGCUCGCCCAGGGUCACUGGAACGAGAAGGAACAUAGUUGCGUCUAUGUCAGCAGCAAUGUUUCGUUCGGCUUUGCCUUUGCGACAGACGUUAUCGUUGAGCAGACCAAGUUCUACAAGCAGGAUGCUCCACUACUCUACCAGAUUCUCCUCACCAUCUCUACCCAAAUCAUGGGCUACACCUUCGCCGGCCUCACGCGGGGAUUCCUUGUCCGGCCAAGCGGCAUGAUAUGGCCCGGUACUCUCAUGUCAGCCGCCAUGUUCACUACCAUCCACAAACAGGAGAACCAUGUGGCGAAUGGGUGGAAGAUGACCAGGUGGAAGUUCUUCCUGAUCGUGUUCCUUGCCGGUUUCCUCUUCUACUUUGGGCCCGGCCUCCUGUUUCCCGCCUUGAGCUAUUUCAACGUCAUCACCUGGUUUGCUCCCAAGAAUGUUGUUGUUGCCAAUCUCUUUGGCGUCGUAUCUGGCUUGGGAUUGUUUCCCAUGACAUUUGACUGGGCCCAGGUCGCCUACAUCGGAUCGCCUCUUCUGACCCCAUUCUGGGCGGCCAUGAACGUGGUUGGUGGUCUUGUCGUUGUCAUGUGGAUCGUUGCACCUAUCGCGUACUACAGCAACUGGUUUUACUCCGCUUAUAUGCCGAUAUUAUCAGCAGCCGUUUUCGACAACACGGGCAACGUAUAUGAUGUCAGCAAGGUCCUUACGAAGGAUUUCGUUUUUGAUCGUGAAGCCUAUUCAAGGUAUAGCAGAGUCUUCCUUCCGAUCACAUAUGUCCUCGGCUAUGCCGUUCAGUUUGCCGGCCUUGCCUCGCUGCUUACACACACCAUAUGCUGGCACGGCAGAGACAUCUGGGCUCAGUGGAAGCAAACUCUGGGUGAAGUAAAAGGCGCAGAGCCCAAGGGCUCGUAUGAGCCGGUUGUAGAGUCAACCGAGGGGCUAAAUGGGACUUCGAGCCGGCGGAGCGCGAGAUCAAGCUUUACUGGAUCUCACUCGAGCACGGAGAAUAUCAUGAACAGGGAAGACGUACACAACCGGCUGAUGAGGAGGUACAAGGAUGCGCCGAUGUCGUGGUACCUCAUCACUUGCGUAUCAAUGCUGGCCAUUGGCAUGUUUGUCGUUGAAUAUUAUCCGGUCCAUUUGCCCUGGUAUGGCCUACUUCUCGCGCUCGGAAUCUGCAGCAUCCUGUUCAUCCCCAUCGGCAUCAUCAUGGCGGUCACCAAUCAGCACAGCAGCAUUUACCUGAUCUGCCAGCUCGUGGCCGGCGCCAUCUUCCCCGGCCGACCCGUUGCAAACAUGGUCUUCGUGACCUACGGCUACAUCUCCUCGGCGCAGGGCAUCAAGUUCGCCGCUGACCUCAAGCUCGGCCACUACAUGAAGAUUCCGCCUCGGAUCCUUUUCUCAGUCCAAAUGGUAGCCACCAUUGUCUCGUCCCUCACGCAGAUUGGCGUCCUCAACUGGAUGUUCAAGAACGUCCCCGGCCUUUGCACGCCGGAGGCCCUGAACGGUUUCACCUGCCCGAUUGCCCGCGUGCACUUCAACGGAUCGAUCCUAUGGGGCGUCGUCGGACCUAGCGAGUUCUUCGGCCCCGGCGCAACCUACCGGCCGCUCGUAUGGGCAUUCGCCAUCGGAGCCGUCCUUCCGAUUCCCCUGUGGCUGUACGCACGCAAGAGGAAGGAUAGUAUCGUGCGGAAAAUCAACCUCCCCGUUCUCUUUGGCUCGCUGGGCUGGAUCCCGCCGGCGACGGGCCUGAACUUCUCGGUGUGGGCGCUCGUUUGCUAUGUUUUCAACUACGUGAUCAAGAACCGGGCGCAGGCGUGGUGGGCUAAGUACACGAUGACGCUUAGCGCGGCGCUGGAUUCGGGCCUGGCGUUUGGUAUCGUGGUUGUUUUCUUCGGGUUUAUCUAUCCCGGGGUGACUAAGGGGUUUAGUUGGUGGGGGACGGAGGUGUAUAAACAGGGGUGCGACUGGCAAGCUUGUGCGUACCAGGCGGUGCCGGAGGGUGGAAGGUUUGGGCCUGAUGUUUGGUAG